This is a messenger RNA of Triticum turgidum subsp. durum (durum wheat), 693 nucleotides long. The record is from the annotation of a GenBank genome assembly. NCBI's taxonomy places the organism in Eukaryota, Viridiplantae, Streptophyta, Magnoliopsida, Poales, Poaceae.
AUGGAUCCGGACGAGGUGAAGUCGAAGCUCCAAGGCCUGGCCUUCGGCAACGUCCUGGCCGCCGCCGCCCGCGACUACAAGAAGGAAGUUAUAGCUAAAGAGAAGGCUCAAGCAGCACCUGCGAUCCAUGAUGAAGUCGAUCUUGAUGAGUUACUGGAUGACCCAGAGCUUGAGAAAUUGCAUGCUGAACGGCUUGCUGCUCUUAAGAGAGAGGUCGAGAAGCGUGAGGUGCUAAAGAGGCAAGGUCAUGGUGAAUACAGGGAAAUAACCGAAGGGGACUUCUUAGGAGAGGUCACUCGUGGUGACAAGGUCAUCUGUCAUUUCUACCAUCGUGAAUUUUACCGCUGCAAGAUCAUGGAUAAGCAUUUGAAGGCACUUGCACCGGUCUAUUUGGGAACUAAAUUCGUCAAGCUUGAUGCCGAAAAUGCUCCCUUCUUUGUGGCAAAACUAGCAAUCAAAACGUUGCCAUGUGUUAUAUUGUUCAAGAAGGGUAUUGCUCUUGAUCGGUUGGUUGGUUUCGAUGACCUUGGAAGUAAAGAUGAUUUUUCUACCAGGGCUUUGGAAAAUGUACUGAAGAGGAAAGGUAUAAUUGAGGAAAAGAAGAAAGACGAUGAUGACGAAGAUGAUGAGACUGACAUGUCAAAGGAUAGGAGGGUUAGAUCUUCCACUGCUUACGAUUCGGAUUCAGAUUGA